This is a messenger RNA of Chinchilla lanigera (long-tailed chinchilla), 3283 nucleotides long. It is a transcript of the gene Klhl30, whose product is annotated as kelch-like family member 30. Gene Ontology annotation, molecular function: protein binding. Lineage: Eukaryota; Metazoa; Chordata; Mammalia; Rodentia; Chinchillidae. The transcript is spliced from 9 exons. The coding region runs from base 290 to 2029 and encodes 579 amino acids. The record is from RefSeq and is a predicted model, not a curated record.
AGGCUAAAAAUACCCCCAUCCCACGUGGCCACGAGCCGCAUAGCCCACCUGCCGCUGUGGCGGCCUGCAGUUCCGUCUCAGGUCUGGAACCGUCCGCAAGUGGCGCCCUCUGGUGGGCAGACACCUCCCUGCUGUGCAGUCUUUGGCCCUUGGGUGACUUCAAGGAACACACCGCAGACUACUUCUUUGGGACUGUUUUCUUCGGGCAAAGUGCAGAAGCAGGAGCUCAGGAGGUGCCAGGCACCUCUGUGGGGACAAGGGCCAACCGAGGACCCCGGCUGGCGGCAUCAUGGUGCGGAAUGUGGAUGACCUGGACUUCCAGGUGCCCUCACACGCCCAGGACAUGCUGGAUGGCCUGCAGCGACUGCGCGCUCUGCCCAAGCUGGCAGAUGUCACACUGCUGGUGGGCGGUCAGGAGCUGCCCUGCCACCGCGGCCUCCUGGCACUGAGCAGCCCCUACUUCCACGCCAUGUUUGUGGGCAACUUUGCCGAGAGCUUCUCCGCACGCGUGGAGCUGCAUGACGUGGAGCCGGCUGCGGUGGGGCAGCUUGUGGACUUCGUGUACACCGGCCGGCUGACCAUCACACAGGCCAAUGUGGAGGCGCUCACGCGCACGGCCUCGCGCCUGCACUUCCCCGCAGUGCAGAAGGUCUGUGGCCGCUACCUCCAGCAGCAGCUGGACGCCACCAACUGCCUGGGCAUCUGUGAAUUCGGGGAGCAGCAGGGGCUGCUCGGGGUGGCGGCCAAGGCCUGGGCCUUCCUGCGGGAGAACUUCGAGGCCGUGGCACAGGAGGACGAGUUCCUGCAGCUGCCCCGGGACCGGCUGGCUGCCUGCCUGGCCAGCGACCUGCUGCAGGUGCAGCCGGAACAAAGCCGGCUCGAGGCCCUGCUGCGCUGGGUGCGCCAUGAUCCCCAGGGCCGGGCUGCCCACCUGCCCGGGCUGCUCCGCCUGGUGCACCUGGGUGCUGUGCCCAGGCCCUGCGUGCAAGAGCUGCUGGCCACAGAGCCGCUGAUCCAGGCAUCACGGGCGUGCCAGGAGGCCCUGACCCGGGGCCACAGUGGGGCGCUGCCCAGCCCCCCGCAGAAGCUGGAAGAGGUGCUGGUGGUGGUGGGUGGCCGGGCCUUGGAGGAAGACGAGGAGGGUGGUGAGGAGCCCACGCCGCGCCCUGGGAACUUCGCCUUCUAUGACACCCAGGCCAGACGGUGGAUGGCGCUCCCCGACUUCCCUGACUACCACAAGUGGGGCUUCUCCCUGACGGCGCUCAACAACGAUGUCUACGUCACAGGUGGCUCCAGGGGCACCAAGACGGACACCUGGUCAACCACCCAGGCCUGGUGCUUCCCGCUGAAGGAGGCGGCCUGGAAGGCGGUGGCACCCAUGCUGAAGGCCCGCACCAAUCAUGCCAGCGCGGCGCUCAAUGGGGAGAUCUAUGCCAUCGGUGGCACCACGCUGGACGUGGUGGAGGUGGAGAGCUACGACCCCUACACAGACAGCUGGACGCCCGUGCGGCCGGCGCUCAAGUACGUCAGCAACUUCUCGGCGGCCGGCUGCCGGGGCCGGCUCUACCUGGUGGGCUCCAGUGCGUGCAAGUACAACGCUCUGGCGCUGCAGUGCUACAACCCUGUCACAGAUGCCUGGAGUGUGAUUGCCUCGCCCUUCCUGCCCAAGUACCUGUCCUCCCCGCGCUGCGCUGCGCUCCAUGGGGCGCUCUACCUCAUCGGCGACAACACCAAGAAGGUCUACGUGUACGACCCAGGAGCCAACCUGUGGCAGAAGGUGCAGUCCCAGCACAGCCUGCACGAGAAUGGCGCCCUGGUGCCCCUGGGUGAUGCGCUGUAUGUGACGGGCGGCCGCUGGCAGGGCAUGGAGGGCGACUACCAUGUGGAGAUGGAGGCCUACGACACAGUGCGGGACGCCUGGGCCCGCCAUGGCGCCCUGCCCCGUCUCUGGCUCUACCAUGGGGCCUCGGCUGUCUUCCUGGAUGUCUCCAAGUGGGCAGAGCCGUUUAGCCCUGGCCCGGAGCCCUAGCCCUCGAGGUCGCGAAGGUCCCACCCUGAGGGACCCUGGGCAGGGCCUCGUUGUCCAAGAACAGCCCCACUGAUGUGUGCUUGCCUUUCCCCUCGGGGCUGAUGCCAAGGGACACAGCACAGCCGGGGAUGCAGCCUUGUGGCUGGCACCACAGCACCACACUCCACGCUGCCCCGUGUCUGCGGGGUGGGACGUCCAGGGCCUCAGGGAAGGGGCCCGGGCCCAGGACGGCUCGCGCAGAACCUCAGCUCCUCCUCUGUGGCCCUACAAUGGAUUCGGGGGAGCUGUGCCGGAGCAGGUGGGGGAGAAGGGGCUCCAGGCCCAGGGCAGGGGCCUCCCAGGUGGGCCUACUUGCCCCGCCCGCCACGCCUGACACCCGAGCAGCGUCCCCCGCAGGGUCCCAGCGUCUCUGUGGGCUCGGGCUGCCUGCUCCACUGCCCGAUCUGCUCACGACACGGCCUCGGCCCUGCCCGUGUGUGUUGCCUCCACUGGGAAGGCCGCCUGGGGGCCACCGAGAUGGGGCGGGUGAGCAACAGGAGCCAGGGCCUCGGGCCGUUGUGCAGCCCACUUCUCUGGCGGCCUUUAUUGACACAGGCCCUCUCUCAGAAUGGGUUCACCACAGGUUUCUUUUUUUGCAGUACCGGGGAUCGAACUCACAACCUUGCACUUGCCAGGCAGGUGCUUAUGCCAUUGAGCUAUAUCCCCAGCCGGGCUUCGCUACAGGGCAGCAGCCGCUCCAGGCAGAAGAGUUGUGGGAUGCCUUGAAGGAGCACGGUGUCCCCCAGAGAGGCAGCAGGGGCGGGCCCCCGGGGCUGGCUCAGGCCCCAGAACCUGUGUUUGUACCAAGGACACAGUAAAGAACUCUCACUGGCGUGACGCUGCGCCCGCCUCCCACAGGCAGGAUCAGAGGCACCUCAGGGUCCGGCUUGGCCCGGCCUGUGAGGCCCGAGUAGCAUCCGUCUCCCAAAUAGGUUCCCUCUCCGGGGCUGGCCCACAGGGACCAGGAGCCCCCAAAUACCCUGGCUCUAGAGGACCCAGACAGAGUGGGGUCCAGCACCAGCCCCCAAGAGAAAGAGCAGGGCCUUGCAGGACCACCUGGCCAUGGGUUGGGUGGGAAGAGCCGGGGCUCUCUGGGGCUGCGGUCAGCCGGGAGACUGCUCAGAAUGAAGCCCCUGCGGCAGGCAUGGUGGCGUGCACCUGUACUGCCAAGCACUCAGGAGGCUGAAGCGGGAGGAUCACAAGUCUCAGGCCAGC